This is a messenger RNA of Drosophila eugracilis, 1567 nucleotides long. It is a transcript of the gene HP1b, whose product is annotated as chromobox protein homolog 3. The record is from RefSeq and is a predicted model, not a curated record. NCBI's taxonomy places the organism in Eukaryota, Metazoa, Arthropoda, Insecta, Diptera, Drosophilidae. The coding region runs from base 92 to 808 and encodes 238 amino acids. Gene Ontology annotation, molecular function: chromatin binding. Gene Ontology annotation, cellular component: nucleus; pericentric heterochromatin. Gene Ontology annotation, biological process: negative regulation of transcription by RNA polymerase II; chromatin organization. The transcript has a single exon.
CUUUACUCCUUUAUUCCACCUCUAGAAUCGCACAAAAAAAAUAUAUUUACUGUACGCGACGCCAAGAAGGUAACCAAAUAAACUUUAAACUAUGGCAGAAUUCUCCGUGGAACGAGUAGAGGAUAAACGGACUGUAAAUGGGCGCACGGAAUACUACCUGAAAUGGAAGGGAUAUCCUCGCAGCGAAAACACUUGGGAGCCGGUCGAGAACCUCGAUUGCCCGGAUCUGAUAGCCAACUUCGAGGAGUCUCUAAAAAACAAUAAAAAGGAGACCAAAAAACGCCUGUCCACCUCCUCCACACCCGAUUCCAUCCGAAGCAAGCGCAAGAGCUUCCUGGAGGAUGACACUGAGGAACAAAAGAAACUUAUUGGUUUUGAGCGCGGUCUUGAGCCAUCAAAAAUUCUUGGCGCCACUGACUCAUCCGGCCACCUAAUGUUCUUGAUGAAGUGGAAGGGUAGCGAUCACGCGGAUCUGGUGCCCGCCAAGCUGGCCAACAUUCGGUGUCCACAGGUAGUAAUACAGUUUUACGAGGAGCGCCUUACAUGGCACACGGGUAACGGUAAUGGCAAUAGCAACUCCGGCAAUCUGCCCUCGUCCGGCGGUAUGGGCUCCAUAGGUGGUAGUGGUGCCGGUGACGACACAGCUCCCGGCAGUGUGGGAACCACCGGCGGCGGCAGUAAUGCCGAAGGAGCCGACGAUGAUGAUCAAGAACCGGCCAGCCCCAUCGGUAGCAUAAACCAGGACGAUAAUGCCAAGCCGGAGGAGAGCAGUGAGUUGGACAAUGGUCAGCCCGAUGCUGAUGACUAGUUAUGUGGAAAUUAUGGAUUAACGGUGAAUCCGGAUGACUGUUCAGGACUCAACCGCUUGUGUAUACAUACAUACACGCCGCGCCGUCUUUGCAAAUAACGAUAUACACAUAUUUUGUAGCGUAGCCCUUAAACUUAACGAUUUACUAAAUGAAGUCCUUUGCGGAGUUCCAAUCCGCAGUAGCAAUCUAAUACCUAAUCUAUAUAUAAGUUGAAAUGUAACUCUUUAUUUUACAUUUCUGUUUUAAUAUUUUUGAAUCCCAUGAAAGGUUAAGGAUCACAUAAGUCGCAAUUGUAUAUUAAAUUGUCCAGGACGAAUGGGCUAAAGGACAACCAUUAAUCAUCUAGAUAUCCUGAACUACCCGUAAGCAAUAUUUUUGAUCAUUUGAAUUGUAAUAAAGUCUACAAAUUCCCGAACGAAGUUACCCACUUGGCUCCUCUACGGCCAAGUUUUUAUUUAGCUAUUUUUUUUUUAAGUUACUUUUUAACUUAUAAUGCAGCCAAUUACGUUUUUGUAUAUCUCUUAUUUAGAAAAUUGAAACAAUUAUAUUUGAAACUUUGUAGGUUGUUAAGAAACCAAGCAUUUAUAUGGAAAAUAAAAUUAUGCGCAAGCAUUAGUGUAAAAUUUUAUUGAAUUGUAAAUUUUUAAAUCCUAUGAAUCCUUUUUUGAAAUUAUAUAAAUUGUUAUUUUCUUUUUGUAAAUUUCUAUAUGAAUUAUGUAUGUAUUGGCAAUAUGGAUUAAAUAUACACAUGAACAAAA